AUGGGCACUGUAACGGACGACCGUCCCGGCGACGGUCCCGCAGCUCGCGAUGCCUCCACCUCCGCCGACGCUGCCGCGUCCCCCAACCCUACCUCCGCUUCUGCCGCUGUCGCUUCCGGGAAGCGCAAAGAGCGGGAGGAAGGCGCGGGGGACGGCGCAGACGCCGGCGAGCAGCGGGAGAACCGCGAAACUGGGGGAACGGCGGAAGCAGCGUCUGGGCCGAGUAAGGGGGAACGGGUGGAAGGGAGAACUGCGGGGGAAGCGGAAGCGGAAGCGGAAGCGGCGGAAGGGGAGGAUCUGGGUCCGGUAGUGGGGCCCGUCAUUCCCAAGGCGAAGAAGAAGAAAAAGCCGCUGGUGUUCGAGCGUGUGUACCUGGAUGCUCUGCCGUCCGCCGAAAUGUACGAGAAGAGCUACAUGCACCGCGACUGGGUGACGCAUGUGGCCGUCUCAGAUGCUGAUUUCUUCAUCACAGGCAGCAGAGACGGCCACCUCAAGUUCUGGAAGAAGAAGGCAGUGGGGGUGGAGUUUGCGAAGCACUUCCGAGCACACCUGGGGCCGGUUGAAGGGCUUGCGGUCAGUGCGGACGGCACACUGUGCAGCACCAUCUGCUCGCAGGACAAGGCAGCAAAAAUAUUUGACGUGGCAACCUUUGACAUGAUCUCAAUGCUCAAGCUGCCAUUCGCGCCCUCAGCCGUGUGCUUCCUCUUCAAGCCCGACAACGCUAUAGCGAAACUCGCUAUAGCGGAUAAGAACUCGCCGGAAAUCCACGUGUUUGAUGCCCGGGGCGGCACGAACGAGCCUGUGGGGCGGGUGAGGGUGCACGGGGCGCCGGUGGUGGCGAUGCAGUUUAAUGUGGCGGCGAAUGCGGUGGUUUCGGCUGAUGCGAGUGGGAUGAUCGAGUAUUGGAGCGCUGACACGUACACGUUUCCUUCGUCAAGCGUUCGCUUCAAGUACAAGACAGACACGGACCUCUAUGCACUAGCAAAGGCGAAGACUACUGCUCCUUCUUUGGAGAUCUCUCCAGACGGCACCCAGUUCGCCACUGUGUCUCCGGACCGGCGAAUCCGGGUGUUUUGGUUUGCAACUGGCAAGCUCAGAAGGACUUACGACGAAUCACUGGAGGCAGCACAGGAGUUACAGAGAGGGGACGUGCCGUUGUACCGGCUGGACGCCAUCGACUUUGGGAGGCGGUUGGCAGUUGAAAGGGAGAUGGAGAGGGAGAGGGAGAGCAACGACGACGUGCCGUCGCCCAAUGCCGUCUUUGACGAGACGGGCAAUUUCAUCAUUUACCCGACGCUAUUGGGGAUAAAGGUGGUGAAUUUGCAUGAGAACAAGGUAGCACGAAUCCUGGGGAAAGUGGAGAGCAACGAGCGGUUCCUGCGACUUGCGCUGUAUCAGGGGGGCAAGGCGGCCAGGCGGAUAAGGAAGCUAGCGACCAUUGCGAAUUCCCAAGACGCUAAGGGUGGGCCGUCAGUGGACCCCACCGUGAUUGCGUGUGCCUUCAAAAAGCAGCGGUUCUACCUCUUCAGUCAGCGAGAGCCAGAGGAAGGAGAGGAGCCAUCACAGGGCAGGGACGUGUUUAACGAGAAGCCUCCACCGGAGGAGAUGCUCGCAUUGGCAGAUGUGGCAAGAACGGGAGCGUCCGCUUUGCCUGACAGUGUGGUCAUGCACACGACGAUGGGCGACAUACACUUGAAGCUAUACCCAGAAGAGUGCCCGCGCACUGUGGAAAACUUCACGACGCACUGCAGCAACGGGUACUACGAGGGGCUGCUGUUCCACCGCGUCAUCAAGGGCUUCAUGGUGCAAACCGGCUGUCCCCUGGGCGAUGGCACGGGCGGCCAGAGCAUCUGGGGCGGCGAAUUCGCAGACGAGUUUCACAAGAGUCUGCGUCACGAUCGCCCCUUCACGCUAUCGAUGGCCAAUGCAGGCCCCAACACCAACGGCAGCCAGUUCUUCAUCACCACUGUCGCCACGCCCUGGCUUGACAACAAGCACACCGUGUUCGGGCGGGUGGUUAAGGGCAUGGACGUUGUGCAGCUUAUUGAGAAGGUCAAGGUGGAUCGGAACGACAAGCCAUAUGAAGAUAUCAAGAUCCUCAACGUCACCGUGCCCAAGUAG
This is a messenger RNA of Closterium sp. Yama58-4, 2121 nucleotides long. The record is from the annotation of a GenBank genome assembly. NCBI's taxonomy places the organism in Eukaryota, Viridiplantae, Streptophyta, Zygnematophyceae, Desmidiales, Closteriaceae.